AUGUUCGAAACAUUCGAAAUUCAUUUCUUAUUGUUCGAAUCGAAUAUGAACAUCGAAACAAAUAUUAUCUAUUGUGAUCGUUGUCAUCCAUCAGCAUUGGUAAAUGGUAAUCCACCAACAUUGAAUGGUGAUUAUUAUUUUACUAAAUGUGGUAAAAUAUUUUGUAAAACAUGUAUAACGACAAGAAGUGAAUGUAAUAAUUGUGGUACGAAUUGUGCAAGUAAAAUUAUCGAUAAACAUAUGAACAUUGAAAUGGCAAUCUAUUUUCGUGAUUAUCAACAGCUAAGUAAAACAUUGAAUUCGGUAUAUCUUUUUCAAAUGAAAAGAUGUCGACAAAGUAUACAAUAUCUAUUGAAAGCGAAUGAUAAAAUGAAAAAAUCAUUAGCCGAAAGAGCUGCUAUUCGAUCAAGAAUUGAAGAAAAAGAUCGUGAAAUUGAACAAUUGGAACGUCAAUUGAAUGAAUUGGAACGAGAACAGCAACAACAACAGCAAAAUACUCAACUACAACAACAAUCUCAACAAUUUGUAAAACCAAAUGAUUCAUUUAUGGCUACAUUUAUGCAUCAUGUUGAUCAACAAGUGGAAAAUCCUCAAUUAGCAACCAAUAUUGAUCAUCAUCAUCAACAACAAUUAGAUUUCAAUGUAGAUCCUAUUGUUGAUACGGGUUUUCAUCAUCCUCAUCAUCAUCGCCAUUCAUAUCAAUCAAAUUUGCCUGGCACACAAUUAUCAUCAUCACGUUCACAUAGUCGAUAUAUUAGUCCAAGUAUAAUAAGUCGUGGUUCGGAUAAAAGUUCAACAAUCGGUUUAGCAUAUCCAAUACGAAGAGAUCAACAUAAAUCUCAACAAAUACCGGUACCGCCACCGAUACCACCAAUGCCACCAUCAUUACCACCAAUCAGAAUUCAAUCAACAUCAUCAAGUCAACAUAGUAGUCGUAAUAAUAAUAAUUUACGUUCAACAACAGCAUACAUUCAAACAUCACAAUGGAAUCGAUCACAUUUAUCAUUUCGUUGA
Dermatophagoides pteronyssinus (European house dust mite) is the source of this 1014-nucleotide messenger RNA. RefSeq lists its product as uncharacterized. Gene Ontology annotation, cellular component: synaptonemal complex. Gene Ontology annotation, biological process: protein sumoylation; homologous chromosome pairing at meiosis; reciprocal meiotic recombination. Gene Ontology annotation, molecular function: SUMO transferase activity. NCBI's taxonomy places the organism in Eukaryota, Metazoa, Arthropoda, Arachnida, Sarcoptiformes, Pyroglyphidae. The record is from RefSeq and is a predicted model, not a curated record.